This is a messenger RNA of Paramecium octaurelia, 837 nucleotides long. Lineage: Eukaryota; Ciliophora; Oligohymenophorea; Peniculida; Parameciidae. The record is from the annotation of a GenBank genome assembly.
UUAAAAUGAUUUCUAGUAACUAAACGAAAUCAUUACUUGAAAGCAUGGAGAAGAACGAAGAUCCAUCCGCAUUUGCAGAUGCUUUAGGACUUUUAGAAAAGCUAAUUACAAAGUACUUACUUACAGCAAAUAUGAAUUAGUAUAAUAAACAAUCCCAACGAAGAUAAAUUUAAACAUAUAAAGAUGACAGUGAAAGCAUUAGCCACACGUCUAUUUAAUAUAAGAGAAAUGGCACAGUUACUCACAUGUUUAGGUUUCAUUUAAGUAAUCAAUCAUCUUUAAAUAUAAUAUAGUUAGAAUAAGAAUUUUAUCUCCCUGAUGAAGAAUAUGCAACAUUAUUAGAGAAUUACAAUACAAUUAAGUGGUAGCAUAUUUUAUCUUAAGGAAGAGCAGAGGGACCUCAACAAUAUCAAAGAGCUUAGGAAAUGUAUGAUUUUGUUUUUAAUAUUUACUAGAGUUAGAUAAUAGCAAGAAGCUUAGAAAUAAUAUGAAAAAGAGCAAAAAGAAAAGGAGAAAAUUUAAUAAUAGAUGAAAUACGAUAGAUAAGAGAGAAGCUUAGUGAAAGAAAAGGACUCAAAAGCCAAUGAUUUGUAAUUUGGUGCCAAAGUGAAAACAUGUGAGUAGCUAGGCAUAAAUAAGAAUACUGGUAAACGUGGGUGAGGUUGAGCGGGGCGAAGGUUUAAAUACUUUCGCCUCGCAUUAUAAUAAUAAGGAAAAUAAUCAAUCAACCAAUAGAAAUAAGAAAUUAUUUCUUAGAUGAUCAAAGUGCAUUUAAAACUAAAAGAUGCUUUUUGAGAGAUGGAUUGUGAGUUUUCUUUAUAUAUAUAUGUAUGGUGA